Molecule: messenger RNA, 450 nt
Organism: Pelagomonas calceolata
Lineage: Eukaryota; Pelagophyceae; Pelagomonadales; Pelagomonadaceae
Source: the annotation of a GenBank genome assembly
AGCACCAUGGUCCGCGUGCUCUCCCUCUUGCUGCCCGGCGCGGCCGCCUUCAUGGCACCGGCCCCGGCACCACAAACACUCACGCGACACCAUUUAUUUGGAGGCAAGAAGGAGGGCGGCGGCGGCGGCGCGCUCGGCAACGUCGCCGGCGUCAUGGACCAGUUCAAGAAGGCGCAGGAGAUCGCCAAGAAGUCGCAGGAGCUGCAGACCGAGCUCGCCGCGGCCGAGUUCGAGGGCGCGAGCGCGGACGGCGCCGUGACCUUCAAGAUGAACGGCCAGCAGCAGCCCGUGAGCGCGGCGGCGCCAGGCUUCGACGGCAAGUCCGCCGAGGACCUGUCCAAGGCCUUCUCGGAGGCCAUGGCCGACGCGCAGGCCAAGAGCCUCGCGGCGAUGAACGAGAAGAUGCAGGCGUUGUAUGCGUCCGUCGGGUUGGGCGGCGCGGGGAUGUAG